UCAGUGCGUUUUUCGCUUCAACGUUGCUUUCCCAUUUUCGCGACGCUUUCUGGCGUGAAGCGUUCAUUUUAAUGUCGGAUUGGCAGAGCACACCAUGCGUGGAAAGGCACAAAGAAUUUCUCGAGAAGCUUAUCGCGACCUUGAUCGAUUGCACCUUCGAAAGUGUAUCCCGUGAAAAUCCUGUAUUGAGAUGGAGAGAACCAGGCCAUUUGGAGGAUAUCAUAAACUUCAAGUUACAAGAAGAACCCCGUAAACAAGAUACCCUAUUGGAGAUCGCGUCUAAGGUUUUCAAGUACAGCGUUAAGACUGGACAUCCUUACUUCAUGAAUCAGUUGUUUUCCGGAUUGGACCCAUACGGUUUGGCUGGACAAUGGCUAACCGAUACGUUAAACUGCUCGAUAUAUACUUACGAAGUAGCACCGGUUUUAACAUUAAUGGAAAACACUGUGAUUACAAAAUUGUUAAGCAUGUUUUACAACGAAGGAAAUGGUUCUACGCUUGGAGAUGGCCUUUUCUGUCCUGGAGGUUCCUUCGCUAAUGGCACUGCCAUUAACUUGGCACGAUUUUGGUUCAGAAAGAAUGUUCAAAAUGAAAAACAUAUACCAUCUUCAAACCUCGUGCUUUUUGCAUCCGAAGAUGCGCAUUACUCAACCUUAAAGUGGGGAAACGUUUGCGACGUAAAAGUUGUUCUCGUAAAAACUGACAAAUAUGGCAGAAUGGAUGUUAACGAUUUGAGAGAUGAUAUAUUACAAGAACAAAGGAAGGGGAACUAUCCGUUUUGUGUUACCGCCACUGCAGGGACAACGGUUCUGGGUGCAUUUGAUCCUUUGAUUGAAAUUGCAGACAUUUGUCAAGAAUUCAAUAUGUGGUUACAUGUAGAUGCAGCUUGGGGAGGUGGUUUGAUAUUCAGCAAAAGGCAUAGUGUUCUCUUAAGAGGAAUACAAAGAGCAGACUCUAUUUUAUUUAAUCCACAUAAAUUACUGGCUGUUCCUCAACAAUGCUCUUUGCUCUUAACUAAGCACAAAUGCAUUUUUAAAGAGGCACAUUCUAAACAGGUUCCUUAUCUCUUUCAAAAAGAUAAAUUUUACUCUACAGAUUUAGAUGUGGGAAAUAAGUAUUUGCAGUGUGGUCGCAGACCAGAUGUAUUGAAAUUUUGGUUCAUGUGGCAAGCUAAGGGUACUUCAGGAUUUGAGAAACAUGUUGAUCAUUUAAUGACACUGUCAGCUCUCUUCAAAGAAGAAGUUGAGAAAAGAGAUAGUUUUAGAUUAGUAACAGAUUCGUGUUUUAUAAAUGUGUGUUUCUGGUUUAUUCCACCCUCUUUGAGGAUUCAGAAUGCAUCCUACGAUUACAAGAAACGAUUAAAUGAGGUUGCACCAAAGUUAAAGGAAAAAAUGACAAAGAGAGGUAGCUUAAUGAUCAAUUACCAACCACUCCACGGAAAGCCGAAUUUCUUUCGUUUCGUUAUUCAGAACUCAGGAGUAAAGAUACCGGACAUUUUCUACGUCUUCGACGAACUAGAAAACCUUGGAGAAAAUUUGUGUUAAUUCGUCAAAUCUCGCAAAGUUUCAAACGAUUUAUAAGUCCUUAUUUAAUUACAACAAAAUUAUGUUACCAUUCCAAUUUUAUUUUUCUAUUUGCAAUUCUAUUAUACGCUUCACCGAUUCUUUCCUUUAAUUAAAACCUUUUUCCCGUAUUUGGCAAAAAUUCCGUCGACGGUCUGAAUUUUAUGGGAUCCCUUCCGGAAGAAGUAACGAAUUCCAGCCUGCAAUCAAUUCGGCCGGGUUAAGUAGGCGAAACCUAGCAGUCAGUUGAUCUGAUUAGGAAAGGGACCGCCACUAAAUUUCUGAUGUCAAGGUACGGAGGUAAUUCGCGACUGCCUCCAUUGCAGAGCGCGUGGUGGCGCGACGUACCGACUGACUAAUCCUGAUUCAACUGACAGCAUAUAGAGAAGCCCUAUGUAUAUCUAUAGAACUGCGUUCGCACUAUGUGGAACAUAAUAAUUGGCAACCACGGCUGCACCGUUUUUCGCCCGCAACCAAUAGAAUUCUUUGACAUUCUACGACCAAUCUCAUCGAAAUGAAACGCGUUAUCUCUUCGAUACGUAAUUUAAAAAUGGAACGCAUUACCUGCUAUAGCGUGCGAUUAUUUUGCUUCGAUCGGUGUGAAAAUUAUUUUACCGAAAAUAACCAUUUAUCCGAGAGAUGUUGGUACAUUAAUUCGAUUGAAAAUGCUUUUCAUGGAUCCGUUUCAUCGAAUGAUAUUUCAGAUAGACGUUCAAUUACAGGUGUAUUUUUAGUCGGAUUGUAAAUUGCAUUAGGAUGAAUGGAUUGGAAGUUUGAGCGGAAAUAUGGCAGUCGUUGGAAUCUUUGGAAAGGGAGGUUAUACGAGAGCUUUUGAUUGAACUUCUAAGUUCGCGUGAUUGGAUAUAUAUCUAUACUACCGUUCGUAUUAAUCACGAUAUUUACUCUAGGUUACUUCUUGUGUAGAAAAUUGUAAAGAUGGAGAAUAAAAUAAAAAUACUUCUUCAUCCAUCUUUCAGUAUUACUAAACGUAAUUACAAUAUGGAAACUAUAAGAAGUAUGGCGAUAAUUAUAACUCGUUAAGUAUUCCGUAUUUCGAUGUAUUAACCAAAUUUAUAUUUUCAUAAAUUUAACAAUACAAAAUCCCGUGAUAGAAAA
This is a messenger RNA of Eufriesea mexicana, 2678 nucleotides long. RefSeq names its product cysteine sulfinic acid decarboxylase. Lineage: Eukaryota; Metazoa; Arthropoda; Insecta; Hymenoptera; Apidae. Gene Ontology annotation, biological process: carboxylic acid metabolic process. The transcript is spliced from 6 exons. Gene Ontology annotation, cellular component: cytoplasm. The coding region runs from base 72 to 1544 and encodes 490 amino acids. The record is from RefSeq and is a predicted model, not a curated record. Gene Ontology annotation, molecular function: carboxy-lyase activity; pyridoxal phosphate binding.